UUACCAAGAAAAGAAAUAAAUAUUAAUGAAUUUGUUCAAUUUUCAACAAAUUUUUUAAAUUUAUCGCAUCUUUCAAAGAACAUGACUAAACAGGAGGUAGAUGUCUCCCUUCCAAAAUUUAAAAUGGAAGAAACUGUGGAGCUGGCACAAUACUUAAAGAAGAUGGGGUUGGAAGAAGUGUUCAACGCCAACCUCAGUGGUGUGAUUAAUGAUGAGGAACUCACUUGCGAUGAAAUCAAACAGAAAGCUUAUUUAGAAAUAAAGGAAAAAGGUUCGGAAGCUUCCUCAGCAACUGUGUCAACUUUAAUCAAAGCCCAGGAAGAGAAGUUGCCUCCCAAAGAUGGGUUACUAAUCUACGAAGCAAAUAUAUCAUCGGAAAUUACCAACCGUUUUGCCAAGACCAAGGUGGUGUGGAGGGUGAAGAAUACCAACAAGACGGCUGCUGAUGCUGACUUUAAAGUUAUCUUAACCGAUACGGCUUUCAUCACGGAAUUUAUCAUGGAAAUUGAAGGCAAAAGUUACAAAUCGUACAUAAAAGAAAAAGAGGAGGCAAAGAAUAUUUAUAAUGAAGCAGUGGCACAAGGGCAAAGUGCGGGGCUCGUCGAAGCAAAGACAAGAGAUUCGAGGGAAUUUACAGUGUCGGUAAAUCUGGAGCCUGAUUCGGUGGGGGUAUUUUCUUUAACCUACGAAGAAAUGCUUCAGCGGGUCCACAAUCAAUAUGAACUGGUGUUGAAUAUUUGCCCGGGGCAAAUUGUGGAUGACUUAAAUAUUGAGGUCCGCAUUAAUGAGAGUCGACCUCUAAAAUUUGUAAAAACGCCACCUUUGAGAUCAGGAAACGACAUGAAUACGUCGGAAUUCGUUCAAUACCUUGACCCUUUGUCGGAUGUUAAAGUAAUAAAUCCAAAAACCGCUACUAUCAAGUUUCAUCCUAAUACCACGAGGCAAAGAAAAAUGACUCAUUAUCUGGGAAAUAAAACAAGCGAUGGCUUGUCGGGUCAGUUUGUCGUGCAGUACGACGUAGAAAGAGAACCCCUCAACGGAGAAGUGUUGCUACAAGAUGGCUAUUUUGUUCACUUCUUUGCCCCGAACGACCUAGACCCGUUACCGAAGCACCUCGUUUUCGUGUUGGACACCAGCACGAGUAUGAGGGGAAGGAAAAUUGAUCAGCUGAAAGACGCUAUUAUGAAUAUUUUGGGCGAUUUACAUAAAGAAGACAUGCUGAGUAUUAUCGAGUUUAACACUGACGUUAUUGUGUGGGAUGUUGACUCAAAAGAAUCAACCACUGUGCCUGCGGGUAAUAUAAAGGAUUUCAAGGAGCCUUUUGCCUAUUUACAACAAUGUAUAUCGUCAGAUCCACACCUUGUUAGUGAGGAUAUUAUAAAAAAAGCAAAAGAGGUCGUUCAGGGUAUUAUGGCUAUUGGAUGUACCUUCAUGAUUGGCGGUUUAGAAACGGCUUUGUAUUUAGUAAAAACGGGACAACAGAAAAACAAGGACAAGGAUCAGAAGCUUCAACCCAUCAUAGUAUUUCUGACCGACGGUGAGCCCAACGUUGGCAUCCCCUCAACAGACCAAAUCGUUGAACUAGUGACUCAUCUGAACACGAAAGACAAGGUUCCUAUAUUUUCCCUGUCUUUUGGAGAUGGUGCAGACAAAGACUUUCUGAGGAAGCUGUCUUCAAAGAACCUGGGUUUCUCGAGGCACAUAUACGAAGCCGCCGACGCCUCUUUGCAGCUGCAGGACUUCUACAAGCAGAUUUCUUCCCCGCUCUUGCACGACAUCAAGUUCAAGUAUGACGCGGAAGUGGCAGAAGUCACUAGGACCUGGUUCCCCAUUUACUUUAGGGGCUCCGAGUUGGUCGUUGCCGGAAGAUGUGCAGAACAAAUAUUCCCGACUGCCAUCGACUGUUGGGGCCCCCGCGGUCCUAUAAUAAUAAGAUCGGCCACGGAAAGACCCGUAACUUCCCUAGAACGGCUAUGGGCCUACCUCACAGUGAAACAGUUGUUGGACGAGAAGGAUUCCGCAGCAAAUCCAGAAGAGUUAACCAAAAGGGCCGUUAAUUUGGCACUUAAAUACUCUUUUGUGACGGACGUGACGUCGCUGGUGGUGGUAAAGCCUAAGGAAACAGCUCCUGUCCUAGAGAAUCGUGUCGCGGAUCUUGGUUACAGAGAUAUGGGCUAUAUUACUCCACAAUCAGCAGAUCUCUCUUGUCGUUUCUUAAAAAAAACAAGAAAAAUGAAGAAAAAAUGCAAAAAAUAUGCUAGUGGGAUACAAGCAGCUAGUGAUAUUCUUGACGAUGACAAUGAACCGUCAGAAUUUGUUGUUGAACAUGAAGGUGUGGAAUCUGAUUCUGUAAAGAAACCUGCAGAAGAGUUUACGGCUGAUCAUCCGUUCUUAGUCUUCUUGCAGGUGGAGAUCGACGAUGCCGUUUUGAUACUUUUCCGGGGCUGCGUUUAUAAACCCAGUUAUUAAUUAUGACAAGCUUGCACUAUGUAUUUUUUCUAACGGGACAUACCGGCUUACUCGAGUAAGAUUCACUUUAUAAGACCUGUCACUUGACUGUUUAGAGAUCUCUCACUUGAUCAGGUUAUCGACUUGCUUGUGUGGGUUGGUGUGCCGAUUAAAAAAAUGGCUUAAAUUUUACAAUAAUUAGAAUUAUGUAUAUGACGCUUUUUUAAGAAAAUAUAUACUAGUCAGUUAUAAACUACAUAUAUUUUAUAUAAUAUUUUAUGUUUACAAGUUUUAAAUGUUGUUUAAUGUGUGUAAAACUAUAUAUUUUAUUAAAUCACUAAUGCUUUGA
Anoplophora glabripennis (Asian longhorned beetle) is the source of this 2797-nucleotide messenger RNA. Its product is annotated as inter-alpha-trypsin inhibitor heavy chain H3. Lineage: Eukaryota; Metazoa; Arthropoda; Insecta; Coleoptera; Cerambycidae. The coding region runs from base 82 to 2469 and encodes 795 amino acids. The record is from RefSeq and is a predicted model, not a curated record. The transcript has 14 exons.